Molecule: messenger RNA, 1112 nt
Organism: Leguminivora glycinivorella
Lineage: Eukaryota; Metazoa; Arthropoda; Insecta; Lepidoptera; Tortricidae
Product: carboxypeptidase N subunit 2-like
Exons: 2
Coding region: 88-1083 (331 amino acids)
Cellular component (GO): plasma membrane
Molecular function (GO): protein binding
Source: RefSeq, a predicted model, not a curated record
GUUUGCGUUAAAAAUCGGAAUGUUUUUGCAAGUGUCAGGGGCAAAUGUGAAGCUGUCUUGAUAGUCAGUGUCUGUGCUUGGACAAUUAUGGGUUUCAUAAAAAGUGCAGGUUUCGCGUUCGCAACGCUGCUUCUAGCAGCCGUUCUCCUCCCGGCCCUUGCUGACGAGGUCACCUGGAAGAAGUGCAAGAGCACCGACGUCCUUAGCUCGCGAGCCCGCCAGGCGCGCUCCAUCAAGACCCACAGCUGGGACCUCAAGGCCACCAGCCUCUAUCUCACCCACUGCAAUAUACUCCAUCUCCACAACUUCAGCGGACUCCCUAAAGUCAAAACCAUAGUUUUGGCCAACAACAAUCUGCAAUUCGUCAACCCAGAAGUCUUCAAAAAAGUAUCCGGGAUAACUGAACUAGAUUUGUCCUUUAACAGACUUAGCACAGUCCCUGUCUUUGGGCAACAUGGUAUUUUUGAAAGCAUGACGAAACUAUCACUUAGUAAUAACAGGAUAACUUUAGUUCUUAAUUUGGAAACUUUCUCGUCCAUGAAGGUGUUACAAGAGCUUAACUUAGAUAACAAUGUUAUUCGUCACAUAGAUGGUGAAGUAUUCAAACCUUUGGUUAAUUUGAAAACGAUUAAUCUGGCUUCUAACAAACUUUCUUAUAUCCCCGAAGGUAUGUUCCAAAUCCAAACAUUAGAGACCAUUUACUUGAACGAUAAUGCAAUUGGAUACGUGUCACCAACAGCGUUUGGAAGUAGUAUAAAAACUUUAGACUUAUCUGCUAACAGACUUGCGUAUCUGCCAAAAGAUUUUGUGUCGAAGCUGACCACUGGUGAAUCUAAACUGAUCAACUUCGAGUUAGCUUCGAAUCCUUGGCAAUGUGCGUGUUUGUUGGAGCUGCUUCAUGAUGUGAAGAAGCUUGGUGUGUGUGACGAGUACUACAAGUAUGUGUUUGAUGGCGAGAAGCCGUUAUGUGUUGCUCACGAGCAGACAGAGUGCAGCAGACCGAGCGAUGAUGAGGUGUUGCUGUCUGUGGAGCUGGCCAACGAUUAUAUAACCCGUACGAAACCUUAUCCUGUUUGUGCGUAAAUAAGACUUUAAUAAAAUUUAUAUUGAUU